CAUAGUCGCUAGCAUGGAUACAAUUCGUGAAGCUCCCUUCGCCCAACUCCUCCGUUGGCUAACAGGGAAUAAAGUCUUUCUCUAUCCAGAAGAGCUUCCAGGGUUCGUCGUUCCAGAAGCAUACCUCAAUUCGGACGCUGCUGUUCCAGUAGAGGAGGAAUAUCCCACGCCACCGUCUCGGCCAUCGAUCAGCGAAAAGCGAGAGAACGGGCCAAAUGGAGACGAACGACUGGCGCUAGACGAAGAAGCAGCCUUGGAGAAAAGAACAAGUCUGUCUGUUGCGCCGCAGAGAACAAAAGAGGGUCUAAUUCUGGUGGACUGGUAUACGACAGAUGAUCCUGCAAAUCCGCAGAAUUGGUCUUCGAAGAAGAAGGCCUUUACUGCUUUGCAGAUAUGUUUAUAUACCUUCGUGGUGUAUACUGCUUCUUCUAUUUAUGUCCCUGCCGAACAACAGAUCAUGCAGCGAUUCGGCGUCCAGCAGACAAAGGCUUCCCUUGGUCUUGCUUUAUAUGUUGUUGCUUACGGCCUAGGACCUCUGAUAUGGUCACCUUUGAGCGAGGUGCCUGUCUUCGGCAGAAACAUACCCUAUAUUACGACAUUCUUCCUAUUUGUAGUCCUCUCCAUUCCCACCGCUCUAGUGGAUAAUCUAGCAGGGCUAUUGGUUCUUCGUUUCCUCCAAGGAUUCUUUGGCAGUCCAUGUCUAGCCGCUGGAGGUGCCUCAAUGCAAGACAUGUACAACUUGCUUGUCUUGCCUAUGCUACUCACAGCGUGGGUAUCCUCAGCAUACUGUGGACCGGCUCUUGGUCCCCUAAUAUCGUCGUUCGCAGUGACAGCAGAAAAUUGGCGCUGGGCCUUAUGGGAGAUCCUCUGGAUGGCAGGUCCUGUUUUCGGAAUCAUGUUCUUCUUCCUACCAGAGACUUCCGCCAAUAAUAUCCUCCUACGAAGAGCAAAACGACUACGAAAGCUGACUGGGAAUCCUAAAAUCCAUUCCCAAACAGAAAUUGACCGGAAGGGCAUCGAGUUCAGUUCGAUCCUUGCCGACGCUUUGAUAAAGCCGAUUGAGAUCAUGGUUAAAGACCCAGCAGUAUUAUUCACUAACGUCUACACAUCUCUCAUAUAUGGGAUUUACUAUUCCUUCUUCGAGGUGUUUCCUUUGGUCUAUCCACCCAUCUACGGUUUCAAUCUCGGAUUGACCAGCACGACCUUCGUGUGCAUUAUCGUCGCGUGCGUACUUGCUGCUGCGAUUUACAUUUCUUAUCUUUACUUUUAUCUCAUUCCCGAUAUCUUGAAGAACGGGCUGCGAGCACAGGAGUCACGUCUUGUACCUGCUCUGUUCGCUGUGUUUGGGCCCGUUAUUGGGCUUUUCUUAUUCGGCUGGACGGCCCGAGCCUCAGUUCACUGGAUCGUCAGUAUCAUCGGCAUCGUCAUCUAUGGCGCUUCGGCAUUCAUCGUUCUCCAGUGCAUCUUCGUCUACAUCCCACUAUCUUAUCCGCAGUAUGCCGCAUCGCUAUUUGCUGGUAAUGAUUUCGCCCGGUCGGCUUUCGCAUUCGGCGCGAUCUUAUUCUCUCGACCGAUGUACAUCAACCUUGGUGUGGCGAGAGGAAUCAGUCUUCUAGCCGGGCUGAGUGUCUUAGGUGUCGUAAGUGCCCAAGUAUUUUGCCUGUUUAUCGUUGUUAUGAACUGUGAAAUGGCCGUGUAGGAUUUAUGUGACUAACAAUGAGCGAUUCCAGAUCGGACUGUUCGUCUUAUAUUUCUACGGUGCGAAGCUACGAGCGAGAUCUACUUUCGCUAUCUGAAGGCAAGCUAUCUCGGUCAGUGGUCAUAUCCAAGGCUCUAUGGGAUUAGACCUUUGGUUCUUGCAGACACCAUGUUUAAUGACGCUGGGUAUUAUGCUACUUGGUUUCGUCUGCACGUUUCAUGGCAUAGAGAUCCACAAAAUUGUGCUUCUGCCAUUCUAUAUACUCGAGUCAUAUAUAAUUUGGGUUGGGGUAUAUCGCUUCUGGGUUGACAUUAUCGAAUGUUUAUAUAGUCAAGUAGUC
Messenger RNA from Paecilomyces variotii, 2039 nucleotides. RefSeq names its product multdrug transfer. Lineage: Eukaryota; Fungi; Ascomycota; Eurotiomycetes; Eurotiales; Thermoascaceae. The record is from RefSeq and is a predicted model, not a curated record. Gene Ontology annotation, biological process: xenobiotic detoxification by transmembrane export across the plasma membrane. The coding region runs from base 14 to 1699 and encodes 561 amino acids. The transcript is spliced from 8 exons. Gene Ontology annotation, molecular function: fluconazole transmembrane transporter activity.